GGACAACACGAUAGCUCAACCCGCCGUUGCAAGGGUUGAGUUGUCAAAUAUCUAUCGGCUGCAAAAAAAAACCUCUAAUCCUCCUAAUUUCCCACAUUUUAAUCUCCAUUCUCUUGAAGGAAGAAUUCUAUAUACCGUACACCGAAAGCCUGCUCACUAUAACAGUCACCACUCCACAGCCAUCGUUACCUUCUAUCUUCAAUCGGAGAAGUUAAAAGGAGGAGGAGCCAAAGAUGCAAACAGCUUCUCAACUUCGUCCUAUAUUUUACUUUUCUAGCAGAAGGAGCUCUAUCAAAUCUGAUGGAUGGAUAAAACUAGGAGGUUGGAAUUCAAGUACACUUUCCAGCACUGGAAGAGGUCAGAGUCUUAGAUUUCUAACACCAACCCGCAAAACUAGGUUGUUUGUUCUUUCCAACACAGAUGAUGGCUGCCCAUAUGCCCCUGUGCUAGAAGAAGAAAGCAGUGCAAACCAUGCACCCUGUUCAGAGCCAGAGACAUUCUUUAGCAAAUGGUCUCCUCCAAGGUACUUAUGGAGAGGAUUAUCUGUUCUUGUCCUUGCAGGGCAAGUUAUUAUUAGGACUCUAAAGGGUAAAGUCCACUGGAGAAAUACCCUCCAACAACUGGAGAGAGUUGGACCUAAAUCAGUUGGGGUUUGUCUUCUAACCUCAGCAUUUGUUGGCAUGGCCUUCACUAUUCAGUUUGUGAGAGAAUUUACCCGUUUGGGGUUGAACCGAUCGGUUGGUGGGGUAUUGGCCUUAGCAUUCUCAAGGGAGCUAAGUCCUGUGGUUACAUCAAUUGUGGUUGCAGGGCGAAUUGGAAGUGCAUUCGCUGCAGAAUUAGGAACAAUGCAGGUUUCUGAGCAGACUGACACAUUGAGAGUUCUUGGAUCGAACCCUGUUGACUAUUUGGUCACACCCAGAGUGAUCGCUUCCUCUUUAGCUUUACCAUUUUUGACUCUGAUGUGUUUCACAGUAGGGAUGGCAUCAAGUGCCCUUUUGGCUGAUGGUGUUUAUGGGAUUAGCAUUAACAUCAUCUUGGAUUCAGCUCAAAGGGCUCUACGAUCAUGGGAUAUAAUCAGUGCAAUGAUUAAGUCUCAGGUUUUUGGUAUGAUCAUCUCUAUUGUGAGCUGUGCUUGGGGAGUUACCACCAUGGGAGGAGCCAAAGGUGUCGGAGAGUCAACAACUUCAGCUGUGGUUAUUUCUCUCGUUGGUAUUUUUAUGGCUGAUUUUGCACUCUCAUAUUGCUUCUUCCAAGGAGCUGGAGAUUCUUUGAAGAAUUGUGUAUGAUGAGGCUGGCCUCUUUGGCAUCUUUACAGUUUUCUUGGUUAAACCCAUUGUCUAUGCAUUUAUAAAAAAGUAGCUAGUUUUUCUGUUUGAUAGGAGAGAAUGAUUUGUAAAAUUUAUGAUUGGUGUGAUAAAAAAGAUUUAUGUAAUAAUUUCAGGAUCAAGUUAUGGAAAAAUUAUUUAGAUAUAUAUUUUUUAAAUAUAAAUCUGAAUGCUUUGAUAAUGCAUGA
Molecule: messenger RNA, 1513 nt
Organism: Durio zibethinus
Lineage: Eukaryota; Viridiplantae; Streptophyta; Magnoliopsida; Malvales; Malvaceae
Product: protein TRIGALACTOSYLDIACYLGLYCEROL 1, chloroplastic-like
Biological process (GO): phospholipid transport
Cellular component (GO): ATP-binding cassette (ABC) transporter complex
Source: RefSeq, a predicted model, not a curated record